AUGAACUCGACGCCAGAGACCACCGACGGUCCCAUGAUACCAGCUUGGAGCACAGCCAGCUCUCUUCGCGACUCACUCACGUGCGGACUCAGCAGUCUUUUGGUCACACCGGCUGUCGCAUUCUUCGCGAUCACAGCCGACUAUGCGCCGCGGAUUGGAAGGCUUCACGAAAAUACCGACGGAAAGUGGAAGAAGUUGACCGACUUGUGCAAAAUCAGCAGCUCCGUCACCGAAGGGAAGAUCACUCACCAUAUGUUCAGUCAAGUGGACAAUAUUUUUCAUACCCGCCUGAAGCGCCCAGUCGUGUGCCAUUAUUCUGUCCCGAGCAUGCUGGCCAUGGAACCACACAUGAACGAGGUUGUCGAAACAUUCUGCGACCACCUUCAGAAACGCUUCGUCUACCCCGGAACACUAUGCGACCUUGACGAGUGGCAGGCAUACUGUAAGAUGCGACGGAUGCCCUGGCUCGAUCAUUGUCUUGACAAGAACCUGUUCUACGCAUUGGGGCCGCCCAUCAUUUCUUACGUGACAAAAAUCGCCAUUGAGGCUUUGACGGCCCGGCUCCCAGGAGAGCACGCAGCAUGCACCAAUGAAAACCCAGACUUUCUACAAUACUUCAUCGAAUCCAAGACAUCACAUCCUGAGAUUGUAGACGAAUCUACAAUCAUUGGGCAUCUCCUGCUGAACCACCAGCGUGUAUGGAAGCGGUUAGAGUCCAUCAUUCGGGAGCAUGUCUCUCCAAACACAACGUGCUCCCAUGCAACGGCCCGCGCCCUCCCCUACCUCGAGGCCACAGUUCGCGAGACACUCCGCUGUCAUCCUGCCGUGUCAAUGGGCCUGAAGAGAAUUGUUCCAGAGGGCGGCCUGGUCCUUCCAUAUGGCACCGUCGUUCCAGCAGGAACUUUUGUCGGCAUUAAUAUUUACAUUGUGGGACGCAACAAGGGAAUUUUUGGUGCCGAUGCCGAUGAAUUUCGCCCAGAUCGCUGGCUUCAGGGCGAAAACGAGUGGAGAGGUUUACAAGGAAAGGAUGCAGCUCUGGAACGCGGCGAACUUGGCCUUUGGUCAGGACUCCCGUAUCUGCCUAGGAUGACAUCUCAGCCUCAUGGAGGUGCACAAAGUCGUGCCCUCUGUCAUUUUGAGGUUUGA
Messenger RNA from Verticillium dahliae VdLs.17, 1146 nucleotides. Its product is annotated as pisatin demethylase. Gene Ontology annotation, molecular function: iron ion binding; monooxygenase activity; oxidoreductase activity, acting on paired donors, with incorporation or reduction of molecular oxygen. The coding region runs from base 1 to 1146 and encodes 381 amino acids. The transcript is spliced from 6 exons. Lineage: Eukaryota; Fungi; Ascomycota; Sordariomycetes; Glomerellales; Plectosphaerellaceae. The record is from RefSeq and is a predicted model, not a curated record.